GAGCAGAAAAUAGAUGAUAUCAUAAUCAAAAGACAGCAUCCUAAAGUCGAAAGGCGUGCUGAAGCUCCAUUUAAAAUGUUUUGUCAAAAUGUUGGUUGCACUCAAGAUCUUGGCGUCUAUCAAAUAUUGGAAGGACGUUUUUUCUACGUAUUUAGCUCAAAGUCUGUUCGUUUUCGAUCAAAAAACGGUGAAAUUCAAAAGAUCAGAAGAUGGAAGGAAAGCCGAGCUGAUUUAGAAAGGAUGGGCGUUCAGGUUUUGCGGGUUAAAGCUUUGUGGCAACAAAUAUCUAAGCAAGCAGCCAAUGAAAAUGGAACCCAGUCCACUGUCAAUGAAAUGGUAUAUUGUGACGUAACAAGAACAUCAGAUGACCAGUUAAACAAACUCGUUGCAGACCAACCAAGAGAAUAUCAAAAAGAGUUAUUUCGAAAAGCAAUGUUAAGCAACGCCAUCUUAUAUCUUCCAACAGGUUCUGGUAAGACACUAGUGGCUGCAAUGGUUAUUAAUGCAAUGUUAAAGCUCAAUCCUGGAAAAAUGACGGCAUUUCUAGUUCAUAGAAUACCUCUUGUUUAUCAACAGAGUGAUUACAUCAAAAGGCAGAAUCCAAAGUUAAGAGUGGAAAUUUUAGCGGGUGAUUUGGCACGUUUUCCAGGCGAUCGAGAGCACUGGGAACUAGUAAUUAAAAAUAUUGCCAAAAAAAGCAUCGAUGUGUUAGUCAUUACGGCACAAAUUUUUUUCAACUUUCUUAAGGACGAUGAUGCAACGCUCAAGCUAUCUGACGUUUCCUGUAUUGUCUUUGAUGAAGCACACAAUUGCCGGGGCAAUCAUGUAUUUGCGCAGAUUAUGCGACAAUUUUACAAUCCACUGAGAAAUCAACAGAAACCUCUCGUACUUGGCCUUACAGCAUCGCCAGCCGGAGCAGUUUCCAUGGAAGAGACGCGUGAACAGUUAACGCAACUUCUUAGCACACUGCAAGCUCGUUGCAUUAUGCCAACGCUAUCUAAUGACUUGGAAUUACACUGGAAUAAUCCUAGCACCUCUUACAGUUGUCAGCCACGGAAUGCGAUAAAGGAAAACCUUGAAGAAUAUCUUGUAGAAUAUAUUACGUGUUUAUGUCCUAAGAUUGAGAUGCUUUCAGGCAUGCCCGGAGCUUUGGAAAAAAAUACACCUAAAUCCAUUAAUUUCAAAGGCUGUCUAAGAUCAGUUAUUGAUCACUGUCACAGCCGGGAAGAUCGUGUUCGAGGAUUGGCACUAGUGACUCACACAAUGAACGUCUACAGCGUCAUUGAGCUCAAUAGAGUUUUGGGUCCUGGUCAUGCAUUUCAAAUUCUCGAGACAAUUUUUCGAUCUAUUGAUAAUGCCAGUUCACCGAUGGAUUUGAUUGCAAAACGUGUCUUAAAGCUCUUACCAAAUUAUGAAACAUUGAAAACACAGUUGAUGUCAAUGUCUAGAAGUUGUUCUAACAAACCGUCCGGACGCUUUGAAGAACUGCUAAAGAUUGUACGAGAUUUUCUUAAUCGUGUAAAGAAAGAUCCCUCUAGUCGUGCUAUUAUCUUUGUUCACAUGCGCCGCACGUGUUUGAAGCUACAGGAAGAGUUGAAUAAAGACACUGAGAUACGAGAGAAAUUGAAGCCUUUAGCAUGUGUGGGCCAUGGAAAUGGUUUUGAUGGUAUGCAGUGGAAGGGAGAACAAGAAAUUGUUAUUAACAAGUUUCACGCUGGUGAUUGCAAACUAUUGAUAUCAACCAAUGUUCUUGAAGAAGGUUUGGAUGUACCAGCAUGCAAUUUGGUCAUUCGCUAUGACAGUCGUGGUACAAGUCUUCGGGCCCUGGUGCAAAGUCGUGGGCGAGCAGCUCGAAGAGCCGAUAGUAGGUUUGUUAUCAUGUGCAACAAUGAUGAAGAAAAACAGCGUUAUCUUGAUCUUGCUGUGAAAGAAAAAAAUAUUGAAAGAGCUGUAAAAGAGAAGGCAGCAAUUAGUUAUUCGGAUAGUCAGGCCGAAAAAUUUGGUUGUAAAGCUCAAGCCAUUGGAACAGGCGUUUCUAAACAAAAAAAACGCAAGGCCAAUAAGGAAGAAGAAACAAGUAAGAAGAAACGACGUAGUUUGCAAGCUCAACUAAAAGCAUGUGCCAAGUUUACCCUGUAUUAUCCACCAUCCACGCAAAUUUCUGAUGCCGUAAAUUUCCUUGAAAAAUAUUAUGACAUCACUCACUUUCAACCAGAUGGUCCAGGUGGACAGGUUUCGAAAGGCAUUGGACAACAUAACAGGAUGCUUAAAGUGUUUUUAGACAUAAAAGAAUCUACGGAUUCCAGGCAUUAUGAAAAUAAUAAAACAAACACCAGCAACGAACUCAGUGAAGCAAUUGUUAACACUUGGUGUUCAAAUGGACCAAAGUUUAUGUGGCUUGAACGAAGAGGGCAAGCUCGUGGUCGGGGCGCAAGCGUGCAUCCUUUAUUUCUUACUGGUAUUGGUGUGGGAGAUUUUAAAGAUAGAUCAACAUUCAAUGAAGAAUGGUUUCAUACGACGAAUACUGGAAGUAUGAUCAUUUUUGAACAUGACCUUAAAAACGUUACAAUUGCAUUUCAAAACCAGAACGACGGAAACGUUAUGAAAUUGGAGUUUCCUUAUAAGGAAAUGCAUGAUUGCGUCAUAGUGGAUAUGGCAAGACCUAGAUCGGGCGAUUGUACAAUAAUUAUUCCAUUAAGAAGCAUCCCAAAAGUUUUCGAGGCCGAAGGUUUUUACAACAACGAUGCUGAUGCUGACGAAGACAGUCGUUUGCUGGAGAUGUUGGAGCAAGGAGAGAUUAUGUCGGAGUCUGAUGAAGCUGACGAUGAAUCAGGCGAUGACAGCAACGAAGAAGAAAAAGGUGCUUCCAUGGCAAACACCGGAAAUGAGGGAAAUGAGAGGAAUAUGGAGCCUCAAACUGAAAUAAUUGGAAAAUUGAAACUUGUCACAAAAUGGAAACGUCUUAAUCAAAUACCGCUUGAAAAACAUACUUUUCGAUUUGGAACAUUUGGUAAUUCCAUGGCUGUGAAAAUCGUCCUUCCGCUUAAUACAAACGUUUGGGAUUUGUUGCGUACAUUGGGCUAUUACGAAAGGCGAAUAUUUUUUACUUCCAUUGAAACGAAUCAAAGAUCAAUCCACAACUUGUCUCUCAAUGUUGAAGAAAAACUAAGUCUGAAAGUUCAAUACGCUGUCGAAUGUCUGACGAGUCGGCAUCCUUCCGUCAGGCAGAGAGUCAGCCCUGCAUUUAUCCAAAAAUUGUUAAAAUCCGAGGAUAAGAAAUGUAUUGAUGCAUUAGAAAGAAUCGCUUUGCUGCUUGAUGAUGAAUAUUUCGUGGAUCCUGAAAGUACGUUGCACCAUUUAAUGGAUACCUCGACAACCCUAGGUCGUCGCAAGCUUGUUGUACCAGAGAAUUGCGUAUUCGUUCCACGUGUAGUUUUCACACCAACACGUGUAAUUUUCUUUCCACGUGAAGUGAUGGAAAAAAAUAGGGUCCUACGACAUUACAAUAAACUCGAGUUUGUCUGCCUGCAAAUUAGGGAUGAAGAUUUCUCCAGGCUGGCUGGUCACUCAGGCAAUAUUAACGAAAUUGAAAAGUUGCGACAGAUAUUAAUAAACGGACUUAAAGUUGGAGGGCGGACAUAUCAAUUCUUGGGUAGUUCUAAUAGCCAAUUACGAAGUCACAGUAGCUGGUUUGUGCUGCCAACAUUGGAAGAAGAUGCAAAUACCAUCAGAAAAUGGAUGGGAGAAUUCAGUCAUAUAAGAUGUGUUGCUACGCUAAUGGCAAGAAUGGGCCAAUGCUUUUCAACCUCAACGAAUACGGUUACUGUUAUUCCUGAAGAGACUGGAAUCGAGUAUAAAGAGAUCGAGGACGUCACAAUUUACGCAGACGAACAGACAUAUACAUUUUCAGAUGGCGUUGGACGUAUUUCAUCAAAUACUGCAAAGGAUGUUUCAAUGUUUAUUGACAAAAAGGUGCCACCAAGUGCAUUCCAAAUUCGUUUUGCUGGAUACAAGGGUGUAUUAACUAGUGAUCCAAAUAUACAAAACCUAAUACAACCCAGACCAAGUAUGGGCAAGUUUAAAUCAACACACAGGCAACUUGAAGUAUUGCAAACGUCUCGUCCACAAGCAGUAUACUUAAACCAUCAACUUAUCAUGUUAUUAUCAAAUGUUGGCGUACCGGAUGACGUCUUUAUGAAACAUCAAGAAAAAAUGCUCGAUAAACUUGCUCAAAUGAUGACAGACGAAGAAGAGGCAAAACAAAGGUUAUCUUGUGGCAUACGAACAGGAAUAAACUACAAAAACCUUAGUGAAGUUGGUGUGUAUCUAACUACCGAACCUUACUUUCGCUCUCUGCUUUGUGCACUAUACAAAGAAAAAUUGCAUGGUCUAUUAUCAAAGUCAAGAAUUUUGUUGCCUGUGAGUAAAGCACGACUUAUGAUGGGUGUCAUGGACGAAACAGGACUUCUUGAACCUGACGAAGUUUUUGUGCAGUACACUAGAAUACGUGGUGAUGGAGAUGAAGAUUUCACUGGUAAUGAAAAGACCACUCUUAAAGGAAGAGUCGUUGUUACUAGAAAUCCUUGUCUACAUCCGGGAGACAUACGACAGCUUGAGGCUGUUGAUAUACCAAAUUUGAAACAUCUUGUGGAUUGUGUGGUUUUCCCAAGCAAAGGAAGAAGACCACUUCCAAAUGAAAUGGCAGGUGGAGAUUUAGAUGGUGAUCUUUACUUUGUGUGUUGGGAUGAAGAUAUGUUACCAAAGAAACAAAAUUUUCCACCAAUGAACUACAAGGCACCAAAGAAAAAGGAAGAAUCAUGCCAAAUAACUUUGGAGCACAUGACAGACUUUAUUACUGAAUAUAUUAAACGAGAUCAGCUUGGGAUCAUCGAUAACACACAUAAAGCACAAGCGGAUUUUCAAGGAAAUGGAAUCGAGUCAGAAGUUUGUCUUCAACUGGCAGAGCUUCAUUCCUUAGCUGUUGAUGCUCCAAAAACUGGCUUAUGGCAAGAAGUUCCUGUUGGUGCACGACGGGAGUAUCCGGAUUUUAUGAUGAAGUCAGACAAACCUUCUUAUCCUUCACAGAAAAUUCUCGGAAAGCUCUAUCGAGAAUGCAAAUGUUUUCAGGAAUCCAUGAAUUUCUGCUCACCUAGUAAAGUUGGCCAUGUAAAUCCAAUUUUCCUUGUACAAGGUUUUGAAGAAUAUCUUGAGCAGGCGCAGGAUUCUUUUACAGAGUACACAGAGCAUAUUGAGAACAUUUUGAAUUUAUACGGCAUCAAAACAGAGGAAGAAUUGACGAGUGGUUGUUUUAAUCUUCAGAAAAAAUUGGGCAGAGAACGACAGCAGGUAACAGAUGUUGUCAGACGACUAAUGGCGGAGAUCCGCGUCACGUUCCGACGACAGUUCUUCACUGAAUUCUCUCGCGAUCAAGCUCCACUGGACAAUUUUGAAGUCAGCGUAGAAAUCAAAAAGGCUUCUGCAUGGUAUUACGUUGCUUACCAAAGUAAGAAAGGUUCAUAUAACGGAACAUCGUCAAAACGCUUUAUUGGCUUUCCUUGGAUUGUUGAUGAAGUCCUAGUCACUAUACCUCCCAGCAAGAAACUUUCCUUGAAGCAAAAAUCGCACCAGAAAAUGCUUUUCUCGAAACAAGCAGAAGAAUUAAUUGAAGGCUACCAGCAUCGUCUCCAGGUGAAAUCCAUCGUUGAAAGUACAAUUGUAUCAAAAAGAGGAUCUGGUAAAGUUGUCAUGUUUGGAUCUUCAGCAACACUAUUCUUUGAAGGCAAUUCAGAUAUCGACUUAUGCUUUUUGCCUGCCAAGGAACUAAUUCUUAGCAAAAAUGAAGUGAGCUUAGCCAAAAAUAUCCGUCAUUCUGAACAAGAAAAACUUUUGAAGAAACUGGAAUCUUGCCUUCGGACAAUUUACAAUGGCGUGCAUUUUGUUAAAGCGAAAGUUCCCAUUUUCAGAUUAGCUGGUCUAAAGGACAACGAGUACACAUCAAAGCUCUGUGUUGACUUCUGUGUUAAUCCAGAUGGGUUCCUUAAGGCCACAGUCGUAUCCUGUUAUAUACAUAAGAAUCCACCACUUUUGCCAUUGUUGCACAUGCUUAUAAAGUGGGCACGUGACUCUGGAUUGAUAACAAAACGUGAAGGCUCGUUUAUUAACACAAAUGUGCUUACUUUUAUGCUACUGUCAUUUUGCGUUCGUGAAGGCUGUCUGUGUGUACCGGAAGUAGAAGAUGUUGUCAUGGAAAUACAGAAAAUAACAACAGACCAGUUUACUGACGAAGAAGAGUUGGAAAUUUGGGGAAAAACACUGGAUGAGCUGUCGGGUGUGAACGUUGAAAAUGACGAAGAUAUUGACAUGGAAGUCAACUCAGAACUGAAACAACAGUACCACUUUACGCUAGGUCCCAGGAACAUUCCACUUGGUUAUGUGCUACUGGAGUUCUUUCGUAGCCAUCAGUCAAUUAUUGACUGCAAUAUUCCAAACAUCUUUAGUAGCUUGCUAAGGGCCGAGCAAUUUUCAGAUCUUCUCGGUGAGGGAGAUGCACAAUUGCUUCAUGACCAAAUGCAAAGAGCGUAUCACAUAUUAGCAUUACAUUGUGACGUCACAGUUCUUCUUGAGGUUUGCUCUUCAAAAGAACAAAUUUCAUGUCAACUCUCGGAUCAACUGUCUGCAUGGAUCGCUGGAUCUGAAAGCCAUCACUCCAAGCUAUUCUCUGAGAAAUCUGGAGCUAAAGUCCGAAUCAGACCUCGCCUUCCAGGACUCGGUACCAAUCUCCUGUUAGAGGCGUCUGGUACAUCUGUUGCAUUAAGACUCUUAGAAAACAUUCUCGACGACAAAUCAGCAAAUUUGUUGGCACAGCCAUUUUCCAGCCUUAGCAUUUGCUUUGUCACUGAAGCCAAUGUGAUGAUCUUCGAAGGUAGUCAUAGCGACAACGAUUUAGUCAAUUUGGUUCCAUAUUAUGGUCGGCAUCAUGCACAUCACGACUAUCUUAUACGUCACGUUCCCCUUUUGGCUUAUUCACCACCACGAUUAUCAAUGACAGAACCUAAUGAAAGGUGUUUUCAGAUAUUCUUUGAGAAACUUUUACGUCAGCUGGAAGUUAUCGCCCGAGACUACACUCCAGUGGUGCAUGGCAGAACGCUUCAAUUUAAUGUUCACUUUGGUCGUUUGUACACAUUUGACAUUCCCAGAGCAAUGAUAGAGGACACUGAUCCUACAACAGUUAGAACGAUUCAAAUAUCCCUAAAAAGUAAUGCAAAACGACAGCCAAAACACUCUUUUUUUACGAAUAUUCCGGAGAAUUGUGCUGACAAAAUUACAACUUAUCUUCAAACACAAGGUUUCAUGGAAGAUCCAAGUUUGUCCUCACCAUAUUAUCUUAUUAUCGUUAAUGCAGACGAUGGUAGAGAAUGCGAUAUAAUAUACGAUUCAGCUUUUAAUCCGAAGUCUAUCCGAUCUCCUAAACUGCGAUGGUUCGUGGCUGAUGUAAAACGGCUAUGGCAAGAAAGAUUUUCCAUUCCAGACGACAAUUCUGCCGAUGCAAACAUGCUGAAUGGAUCCGAAUGUGAUUUUAGAUUAAUGGUUAGAUCAUUUGAAAAUUUUCCACCGAAUGCGGUCGAGAAUUUACCACAGAAAAAGUUUCUCGAUAUUCUAAAAAGAAACACAUCAUAUCGACAGAGUAAUGUGACACAACCAGCAAGUCCCAGUCAAUCCACUGUUUCACCCUAUCCAUUCCUCAUUGAUCUUAAUUGUAAAAACAAUAUGGCAAUGAUACGUCAUCAUGUACAACAGAAGGUUUUUACGUACAACAAAGAUUAUUCAAAUAGCAACGAAUUUCUCGCGUCGACAAAAAUUAGUCUGGAUGAAAUCGUUGAGUAUUCAAGGCUUAAAGUCAACGGUCGCUUUGAAACUGUUUUCAAACGCUAUGAAAUGACUUUAGAGCCAAAAUUGCCUGUUGAUUGGAUAUCACGUCGUGAAGUGGAGACGUUUGCACGCAACAUUUGGUCACUUGCAAGUGAAAUUGCACAACAAGCUUAUCAAUAAAGAGCUGCCGAGCUAUUAGGAGAGUAAUAAUGGAAAUAGUUUUUUAAAUUAAUGAAAUAUAAAGUUUGUUUUGUUAUACCAUCA
Messenger RNA from Xenia sp. Carnegie-2017, 8133 nucleotides. RefSeq lists its product as uncharacterized. Lineage: Eukaryota; Metazoa; Cnidaria; Anthozoa; Malacalcyonacea; Xeniidae. Gene Ontology annotation, molecular function: DNA binding; ATP binding; hydrolase activity. Gene Ontology annotation, cellular component: nuclear RNA-directed RNA polymerase complex. Gene Ontology annotation, biological process: siRNA processing. The record is from RefSeq and is a predicted model, not a curated record.